AUACGCAUUUAUCAUACCCAAACUAUGAUGAUGUUACACUCGAAUUCGAACAAGUCAAUGCGAUUGAAUUAUUUAGUUGUCAGGACUGAUACAUUGAUGAACACGACUUGGAUUUAAGCAGUGUGGAAGUCAAGCUUUAGCUUGUGGCUGAAAAAUGUUUGACACCUUUUAAGAUCCGUGCUAAAACUUAUGUAUGGACGAUGAGGCUUUUCAUGCCCGUGCUGUGCUGGAGAGGAUUAGUCUUCAGCCUAAGCUCCCAUGCCAUAUUAGAAUAGGGAAAUUAGAUGGUAGACAUUGAUCCCCACUUCAAUUAUUAUUCCGAUAAAUUUGAGAUUGGAUUAUGAAUUGAACACUACCUAAGCUUAUGGGCGUCGUCUGAGUCGAUGGAGGCGAAGAGAGCAAAGGCUGUUGCAGCUGCUGUAGUCGUGAGCCUCCUGUUCCUGCUCGUCAUCCUGUGGCAGAUGUCCAUGGCGCGGCGAUCGGCCGUGGAACGCGAGGAGUUCCGUGUCGACUACAGCUUCCUCCGCAAGGUCGCGGGCCUCCCCAUCAAGUUCCGCCUCGAGGUGCUCGUGGCUGCCACCGACAACUUCCAGGUCCUGCUCGGGAGCGGCUCGUCGGCGUCGGUCUUCCGGGGGAUCCUCGACGAUGGCACGUCCGUGGCCGUGAAGCGGAUCGACGUGGCGGAGCGCGGGGACCGCGAGUUCCGCGCCGAGGUCUCUGCCAUCGCCAGCAUUCAGCACGUCAACCUCGUCCGCCUCCUCGGCUACUGCAUUGUGGCCGGCGGCCCCCGGUUCCUGGUUUACGAGUUCGUCGCCAACGGUUCCUUGGACAAGUGGAUCUUCCCGUCCGCCGGCGGGCACCGGGAAGACCAGCAGUGCCUGCCGUGGGCGCUGAGGUACCGCGCGGCCGUCGAUGUGGCCAAGGCCCUGAGCUACCUCCACCACGACUGCCGCGACCGCGUCCUCCACCUCGACGUGAAGCCGGAGAACAUCCUGCUCGACGAGAGCUUCCGGGCCCUAGUGACGGACUUCGGCCUGUCGAAGCUGAUGGGGAAGGACGAGAGUACGGUGCUGACCACAAUUCGGGGGACGCGCGGCUACCUGGCCCCCGAGUGGAUCAUCGGGACGGGCGUCUCCGACAAGUCCGACAUCUACAGCUACGGGAUGGUGCUACUGGAGAUGGUCACCGGGCGGCGGAACGUGCAGCUGGUGGGGGACGGCGCGGCCUCCCAGAGGACGUGGUCCUAUUUCCCCAGGAUCGUGAACGAGAAAGUGAGGCAGGGGAGGAUGAUGGAGGUGGUCGACGAAAGGCUCAAGAGCGGGGGGGAGCUGCCGGCCGAGAGAGAGGUGCGAACCUUGGUGCAUGUGGCGCUGUGGUGCAUCCAUGAGAAGGCCGAGGCCCGGCCAAGCAUGGCGAGCGUGGUGGACAUGCUCGAGCGGAGGAUCGCCGUUGACGAAUUGCCGCUGCAGACGGAGAUGUUCAUUUCCAGAAUCUUAGCCUCCGACGAGCCGAACGUUCUCGAGGAGGGAGCCGCCGGCGAUACACGUGCGGCGGCUGCAGCCGCAGUUGCAGUUUCAGGGUUGGAGAGCCACUUAUCCACAUCCUAUUCGUUGGACAUGUCGGACUUGUCCGGUCGAUAG
Molecule: messenger RNA, 1640 nt
Organism: Musa acuminata AAA Group (dessert banana)
Lineage: Eukaryota; Viridiplantae; Streptophyta; Magnoliopsida; Zingiberales; Musaceae
Product: probable receptor-like protein kinase At5g20050
Exons: 2
Coding region: 384-1640 (418 amino acids)
Biological process (GO): protein phosphorylation
Molecular function (GO): protein kinase activity; ATP binding
Source: RefSeq, a predicted model, not a curated record